AUUAAACAAAGCAUGCAAGUUUGUCGUUGCUCGGCGGGCAUCGCUUGUCGGUUUUAAUGUUGGGAGUGCGGCCAGCAUUUGUUAGAACCACAGGCGUGAAAAACGGUCGAUCGGAAGGGACGGCCCGGACGUGCGCCUGAGUGAAUAAAAUUACGAGUAAUAUAUAUUAAGGGAAUCAAAAGUGCAGAGAAACAGCGGUAGAAUGCACCCAGAGCUGUUGCAUAAAUUUCGUUAGUGAUUCUAACUAUUUGUUGGUGCUUGUUCAUUCGUGUGGGUGUCGAUGUCGGUGUAUGUGCCUGUAUAUUAGUUUAGUGUUAUUUAUAUUCCUAAUUACAAACGUCGCCGUUCUCGCGCUGUGUUGUCGCAUUAAAAACUUUAGUCUGUUGUUGGCAGGCGCCGCUCUUAGUCGCUUACAUUAAAAACGGGCAAGAGGCAGAGAGAAAGGCGAGAAACGUGCCGCUGCUUACGUGCCACAAGACACAGCACACCUUGAAGUGUUGUCUGUCGGAAACGCGCUUCGCUUCCUAUAUAUUUUCCCCUCAAAACGGAACGGAACUUCUUUCCGAGUAGUGUCAAGGCUUAACAAACGAAAUACACACAUCACGUGUCGGACGCUCGGCCCCCAGUUUUGUAGCCAACGAUCACGCGCGAGCAACUCUCUCCGAAACAAGCAGUCUCUGGCGCUCUUUUUCUCCGAAGCAAGCAGUCUCUGGCGCUCUUUUUCUCCGAAGCAAGCAUGUUCUCACUGCAGCAAAUAAUCAAAGCAGCGACCGCCAAUAGCGGCAACUGCGGCGUGGGUGGCAGCGAUCUCUACAGGCUGCUCAGGCAUCGCCUGACGUCAUCAGCAGCAACUACAGCAAUAACCACAACCACAACUACAAAUACAGCAAUACCAAAGAAAUCUAGUCAAGCAACAGCGGUGUCGAGCGACGAAAACUUCAGCCACAACGCCAUUCGCUCGUCCCAUUCGAACCCCAACGGUUGUUGUUACGGAGAGUCAGAUUCGGAGUCGGCGCACAGCGUGAACGGAAACUUGUCAACGCAAUUCGCCCGAAAGCUGCUGCAGCAACGCAGACAGGACAUCCAGCGCCUCAUACACACCCAGCCACCCAGUGGACACGGAACCAAAUCCUCCCAGCAACAGAAUCAGCAACAGACGACCACAAAGUUCGCCAUGUCCUCGCUAGCAGCGGAGCCCCUGCCCCAGGCCCACAAACCGGAUGAAAUCACAGCAGCCGCCAGCACCAGUGAUGUGGCAGCGUCCGGCACCACUCCCAGCAAUGGCCUGGGCGCCUCGUGCCAGGAGGCUGCCUCCAGCACGGGCAAGAAGCCCUGCUUCAGCACUGGUCUCGCCGAGAUUCUGCAGUUCAUGGAGCUCAUCGGAAAUCUAAAGCACACCAAACGCACUGGAUGGGUGCUGCGUGAUGUCAACGACUGUGAAUCGAUAUCGGGUCACAUGUAUCGGAUGAGCAUGCUCACAUUUCUGCUAGAUGGCAGCGAGGGACUCAACCAGAUACGGUGCAUGGAACUGGCUCUGGUGCACGACCUGGCGGAGAGUCUAGUGGGGGAUAUAACCCCAUUCUGUGGUGUGUCCAAGGAGGAAAAGAGGGCCAUGGAGUUCAAGGCUAUGGAGGAUAUAUGCAAACUGAUCGAACCCCGCGGCAAGCGCAUAAUGGAGCUCUUCGAGGAGUACGAACAUGCAGAAAGCGCUGAGAGCAGGUUCGUCAAGGAUCUGGAUCGGCUGGACAUGGUGAUGCAGGCGUUCGAGUACGAGAAACGCGACAAUUGUCUGCUGAAGCAUCAGGAGUUCUUCGACUCGACGGAGGGAAAGUUCAAUCAUCCGUUUGUUAAGAAGCUGGUAAACGAGAUCUACGAGCAGAGGAAUGUACUGGCCAAGGCAAAGGGCGCCACACCGCCGCCGGCCAUUGAAGUGCCCAAAAUGGAGUUGCCCCCUCCCAAACUGGCCAACGGGCACAACAGCUCAAGUUGAGCAUAGCAUUACUUCUAAACAAAACAGUCUUAGGCUAGCGCAUUAACACAUCCUCACACAAAACACAACAUGCUCUUAGUUUGUAAGCCAAAAAAAACCCCAAAACUAACAAACUAUUAAGCCUACCUCGACACGCUCUAACAAUUAUCACACGUAAUUUAUUGCCACAAAACCCCCAAAAAAAUAGCAGAAAGAAAGGAUGGAAAGGGACUAACUAGACGACCAUCGUUCAUUUUAGACAGACACUUGUUAACCAUUAAUGAAUUCUCCCAUAGUUAAAUUUUCUUUAUGUUAAGCGUAAAGUUUGCAAUUCGAGUCUUAGCUAAAUAUUCAAUUGAUCUUUGAUUAAGGAACCAAACCAAUUGUACAUAACUAAAGCGAACUGUAGUUAAUUUUAAAUGUGUGAUGACGAGAUGAUAAACCUAUAUAGAGGACCUAGAACAAUUUUAUUUAGCCAGCAAAUCAAAAAUUAAUCAAUACGCGUACGAUUAUGCGUAUGCACCCAAAAAGAGCAGCAUCAAAAGAGUUGAUUUUAUGCCAAGGUCCCAUUAGCAACACAUUCGUGACACUGGUUUCUGCAUUGAACAAUACAAUAUUCCUUUGAAAAAUUGUAUUACAUCUACUAUAUAUAGAAUAGGAAUUUUCUAUCUAUAUUCAUCUAAAACGCAAAAAUUUAACGUAAUUUUCAAGCACUUUCAAUCUUUUUUUUCCACUUCGAAUCGGAAUUCUUUUGGAAACAUUCGUGUUGAAUGGUUCGUUCGCUUAUGGGAAAUUUUUGCAAGGAAUCAAUGUCUUUCGCAUCAUUCUACGAAUGUGCCGCAGGGGAACUGCGGGGUAUUCAUUUAAUUCUUUGAUUGUCCAAUGUCUCACACCUGCAUUACUUUAUCCCGGAAUCGGUCUAUGUACUAGUUCUAUGUAACCGAAAUUAUAUUUAAUAAUUAAUAUGAAAUUGUGAAUUAGGAUAUAUAUAAAUGAUGCAGUCACGCCUCAAAAGUGGCUAAAAGACAAA
Messenger RNA from Drosophila persimilis, 2999 nucleotides. RefSeq lists its product as uncharacterized. The transcript is spliced from 4 exons. Bases 737 to 1990 code for a protein of 417 amino acids. The record is from RefSeq and is a predicted model, not a curated record. Gene Ontology annotation, molecular function: 5'-deoxynucleotidase activity. Lineage: Eukaryota; Metazoa; Arthropoda; Insecta; Diptera; Drosophilidae. Gene Ontology annotation, cellular component: cytoplasm.